AUGAUUCCUGCAGAAAAACGAAAGAUAAUAAACAAGUUGAAACCAGUGAUCAAGAAGGAAAAGAACUUCAAAAAGGAGAAGAAGGAGAAAGUAGAGAAAAAGAAAAAACCAGAGCAACCAGAAGAUUCGCUGGCAAAACGCGUAGAACGUCUGAUUACACUGCAUAAAAACACACUGGAGGGAGAUGCAUUGAAGGACAAGGUGGUCGCGCUCAUUUGUGGUCGCGACCCGUUAGAAGACGAAGGCAAGAUACGAGAGACGUUUGACAAGGUUAUUACGAUGUGUUAUUUGUGUUUAUUCGAUACAUUCCCGCGGUAUACUUUUUUCAUAUCUGCUUACAUUCCCAUAUAUAUGAUGUGGUCAUUAACAGCAAUGGAACCGAUAGAUGGGGGAAUCCUUUCUCUUCUUCCUCCGCUUGUUGCCCUCAUUCUGGCUUUUAUUACGAAGGAAGUGAUCACUUCGAUUCUUUCUGGAGUAUUCGUUGGUACUAUUAUCUACACUAUCAAGAAACAUCUGGCAUGGUACAAUGCAAUCUCAAUUGUGAUAUCCUUGCUUGUUGAGAAGAUGUCAGAGGAGAUGGAAAUGAUUAUUUUUAUUACGCUACUUGGAGGACUCAUCAUCAUUCUAAAGAACUCUGGGGGAUCGCGUGCGUACGGUAAAUGGGCUAUUCAGCGCGUAAAGUCCAGAAAAGGGACCGAAUUUUCCGCUAUUUUGAUGGCUUGUUUGUUUUUUGUGGAUGACUACUUUAACUGUUUGACUACGAGUACUGUGCUGAAGCCGCUCGCCAAGGCGAAUCAUAUUUCCAUGGAGAAGCUCGCGUUCAUCAUUCAUGCUGUGGCUAACAACAUCUGCCUUCUCGUUCCAUUUUCCAGUUGGGCAGCGGCGAUUGCAUCCAAUAUCAAGGAUGCAGGUUUGUCUGGGGGCAUCUCCAUGUUCAUCUCCACCAUCCCGUACAACUUCUACACAGUAUUCGUUUUAUUCUUCAUCGUUCUGAUCGUCCUCUGCGACAUCGACUUCGGCGCGAUGAAGCGCUACGAAGAGCUCGCCAAAAUCCAGCCGAGCUGUCCGCGCGGUCGGCCCGACGACUGCAUGAGUCCAACCGAGAGCGAAAAGGAGGGCUCCGUGUGCGAUCUGCUCAUCCCCAUCGUGCUCCUGAUCGGAUUUACCUUCCUGUUCAUUCUCUGCACGGGCGGUUAUCUCACCGACCCGAGCGUUUCUUUCAUCACUGCGUUCAUGAACGGCGACGCCGUCCUCUCGCUCAGCAUGUCCACGCUCUGCACGCUGGCGUGCUGCGCGGCCAUGCUGAUCCCACGCAAGCAGAUGACGUUCAAUGCGUUUGUCGAGAGCGUGAAAGAAGGCGCGCAGUACAUGGCGCCCACGAUCAUCAUUCUCGCCGUGGCGUGGACCAUGAGCGGGGUCACGAACGAGCUUUUAGGCACAGGAGAAUAUUUAGGCACGCUUAUUAUUAGGUUCCACAUCCCCGUAGCACUCAUCCCCACAGUGUUCUUUUUACUUGUGGCUGUGACCGCGUUUGCGUUGGGAAACGCGUGGUGCUGCUUCGGAAUUUUCAUUCCGAUCGCUUCGGAGAUCUGUCAAACCACAUCCCCGGAGUCGUUGGCGCCGACGCUUGCUGCGGUGUUGGGAGGGUCUGUGUUUGGAGAUCAAGCCUCUCUGUUGUCUGAAACGACGAUUCUACUCGUUUCUACCAUGGAGUGUACGAUUCAGAGCCAUUUCAAAACGCAAUUACCGUACUUGCUCAUGGUGCUGGUCAUUUCUACGUUGACCUAUGUGGUUUGUGGAUUUACGAAGAAUAACUUGUUGAUUAGCUGGCUGGCUGGUUUGGUGAUUCUUAUCAUUACAGCGGUUGUUUGGACUUUGAUCUAUCCACAUCUGAAGUCGAGUCAGAGGGAUAUGUACUUCGACAAUGAAGAUGAUAUGAAGAAGGGAUUAUGCAGUCAGAAGGAGGAGGACGAGGAAUUUAUUAAAUCUUUCAUGUACAAUGACUCGUUGAUUUUGAGUGUUUGUUUGAAGCAAAAGCUGUUACACGAUGGAAUUUUGGGCGAGGGAUCAGUGGCGGGGUUUCCCGGAGAAUUGAAAUCCAGAUUCGGCCGUGGUCAGGCAUUGGGAAAGUGCACUAAAAUCUAA
Molecule: messenger RNA, 2145 nt
Organism: Blastocystis hominis
Lineage: Eukaryota; Bigyra; Opalinata; Blastocystidae
Exons: 3
Coding region: 1-2145 (714 amino acids)
Cellular component (GO): membrane
Source: RefSeq, a predicted model, not a curated record